GGCGGGGCGCGGGCAGGGGGCACGGGAGACGGCGGCUGAGCCGCGGCGGGAGAGCAGUAAGAAGCGUCGGGGAGCGCAGGCCCAGCAGCCAUGGCGGUGGAAGGAGGAAUGAAGUGUGUCAAGUUUUUGCUCUACGUUCUUCUGCUGGCCUUCUGCGCCUGUGCAGUGGGAUUGAUUGCCAUUGGUGUAGCAGUUCAGGUUGUCUUGAAGCAGGCCAUUACCCAUGAGACUUCUGCUGGCUCGCUGUUGCCUGUGGUCAUGAUUGCAGUGGGUGCCUUCCUUUUCCUGGUGGCCUUUGUGGGCUGCUGUGGGGCCUGCAAGGAGAACUACUGUCUCAUGAUUACCUUUGCCAUCUUCCUGUCUCUUAUCUUGCUUGUGGAAGUGGCUGUGGCCAUUGCUGGCUAUGUGUUUAGAGACCAGGUGAAGUCAGAGUUUAAUAAGAGCUUCCAGCAGCAGAUGCAGAACUACCUUACAGACAACGAAACAGCCACUAUUUUGGACAAAUUGCAGAAAGACAAUAAGUGCUGUGGAGCUUCUAACUACACAGACUGGGAGCACAUCCCUGGGAUGGGCAAGGACAGAGUCCCUGAUUCUUGCUGCCUCAACAUUACUGUGGGCUGUGGAAACGGUUUCAAGGAAUCCACCAUCCAUACCCAGGGCUGCGUGGAGACUAUAUCGAUAUCGCUGAGGAAGAAUAUACUGCUGGUGGCUGCAGCAGCCCUGGGCAUUGCUUUUGUGGAGGUCUUGGGAAUUAUUUUCUCCUGCUGUCUGGUGAAGAGUAUCCGAAGUGGCUAUGAAGUAAUGUAGCGGGGGUGGUCUGGUCUCUUCUUUUCAUGGAGUGCAUUCUCCAGGUUUUUCAAUUAAACGGAUUAUUUUUUCAGACC
Mastomys coucha (southern multimammate mouse) is the source of this 884-nucleotide messenger RNA. It is a transcript of the gene Cd63, whose product is annotated as CD63 molecule. The record is from RefSeq and is a predicted model, not a curated record. Gene Ontology annotation, cellular component: membrane. Bases 91 to 807 code for a protein of 238 amino acids. Lineage: Eukaryota; Metazoa; Chordata; Mammalia; Rodentia; Muridae. The transcript is spliced from 8 exons.